Vitrella brassicaformis is the source of this 2582-nucleotide messenger RNA. NCBI's taxonomy places the organism in Eukaryota, Vitrellaceae. The record is from the annotation of a GenBank genome assembly.
CGGGUAUGCUUCCCGGUUGUGGUGCUGCGCUUCUUCCUCACCACAUCUCAAUCCGUGCAGAAUGUUGAAGCAGCGGACCACGAGAGCUUUCGUGUGCGCCGAGGCAGGGGCUCUGUUGGUGGAGCAGACCAUUCAGCUGCCGGAGCUGCAGCCACACCAAGUGCGAGUGCAGGUACGCCGGCAGGCAGCCCAAAAACCAUGGCAGAUUGCCAGAUCCAUCCAUCCCUCAUGUCAUGUGUAUGUCUGUGUGUGUGCAGAUAGAUGCGUGUGGCGUUGCCCCUGCUGAUUGCCAUUUCGCCAAGGACAGUCAGUUAGUCAGUCACUCAGUCAGUCAGCGGCUGCAGACCGACAGGAGAGAUGCAUGGAUGGGUACUGUCGCGCGUGUGUGUGUGCAGAUUGGGGUGCGAGCACCUUCCCCCUGGUUGCCGGCAUUGAGGGUGUGGGGCGGGUGAUAGAGGUCGGCUCUCUCGUCAAGACACACAACAUCGGCGACACCGUGGGCAUCGGGUGGGUGACUUCCUCCUGCGGCACAUGCGACAUGUGCAUCAGAGGAAUGGACAAUCUGUGCAGACAAGGUAUGGUUGGGAUAUAACCACCACACGUCAUGUCACGAAAUGACAUAAACGUGUGUGCGUGUGUGUGUGUGUGUGACAAUCUCUCUCCCUAUUCCUCGUGUCAGGCUACGGCGGUAUCUUCCUGGGUGAGAACAGCAUGCGCGGCAACUUCACGCGCGAGACCAUCGUGGACGCACGGUUCGCCUUCAUCCUGCCACCCGGAAUGGACCCCCUCUCCGCAGUGCCUUUCAUGUGUGCCGGUAUGACGGUAUACGCGCCCCUGCGAGAGCACGUCACGGGGCCCGACAUGAGGGUGGGCAUCAUCUCGGUGGGCGCGCUGGGCCAUCUGGCAGUGCAGUUUGCGCGAGUUAUGGGCUGCCAGGUAUGGUAUGCACUCACCCAGACAGACAGACAGACAGACAGGCAGCCAUGUGUGUGGAAGUGUGUUUGGCUAUGGUUGUGUGUGCAGGUGAGCGUCUUUUCGACGAGCCCCUGGAAAGAGCCCGACUGCCGCCAGUGGGGGGCGGACAGAUUCGUGGUCAGCCAGACGGAGAGAGUAAAGACAGAGACCGUGAGUGCGUCUCUCCAUCUGUCUAUGUCUGUGUCUUGUGUGUGUAUGCUAUGCUGUGCACGCAGCUGAGCACCGACGCCGCUCAGAUGGAGGCCCAGGCCAACACAUGCGAUCUGCUCGUCGACUGCUGCCACGAGGCCAUCGACAUCAAGGCACGUAUCCCCUUAACCCCUACCCCCCACCACACACACACACACACACAUCGCAAUUGAUGCAUCCAUCCAUCCAUUUGUCCAUCCAUCUAUCAUCGAUGAGUGCAGGCGUACAUGAACAUCCUUCGUGCGGGCGGCAAAUUGGCCUUCGUGAGCAUCCUCCCGCCCAAGGACACGCCGUCGAUCGAGGUGCCGCUCAUGCCGAUGGUGUUCGGGCAGAAGAGUGUGUGUGGGUCGAUUGUCGCCGGCACGCGAGAUGCGAUGGAGAUGCUGCGGGUGGCCGCCGCACACGGCGUGACGCCCUCCAUUGAGACCAUGCCAUUCACCAAGGUAAGCAGCAGAAGGGAGGGCGUUUCUCGGCGGUGUGGAGAUUUGUGUGUGUUUGGUUUGGUCUGGUUUGGUGUGGUUGGUUGCAGGUCAACGAGGCGAUUGAUCGCGUGUUGAGCGGCGACCACAAGGGCUACCGCAUUGUGCUCACGCACGACAACGACAACACACACAACUGACCUGACUCACGACUCGACUGGCCGCCUCGCGCUGUUUUUUUCGGGCACUGCCAUGCCCAUUGGUGCGAUGUGCACUGUAUGUCUUUGAUUGACCGGCGGGGAGGUGAGAGAAGACCGACUUGUCUGUCUUUGUUUGCUUCUUUCAUUGUGUGCGCCCCUGUUGUGUGCGUACGGUCGGUAAGAGAGGGAGUGAGGCAGUGGGUGGGGUACGGGUCGGCCGAUGAGGGCGACAGACAGAGAUUUUUGAGGCGCUGGCUGCGCUUUUUUUGCGCUGAUUUCCUUCCUUGCUUCCGUCCGUCCUGCCUUGGGUGCAGGGUGUGUAGGGGUAGGGCUGGCUGUGUAUGUGACGGUAAGCGCAUCUCGUGUGUAUGUGCGACAUGACGUGAGAUGAGAUGAGAUGCCUGCGGUGAUGCAUGAUUGUAUGAUGUGGUUUGCGCGGCCCGCCCAAUCAGGGAGGGCCUGUCCGCCUGCCUUUUUUGCUUGCUGCCCCUGUGUGAGGUGACGUGUCUGUCUGUCUGCUGGUGUCUUUUCUGUCUGUCGAUCACAUCAAGGGAUGUGUUUCUUUAUCAAUCACUACGUCUGUGUGGGCUGGGUGGGGCGUGAGUGAGUGUAUGGAUGGUGAAGAGAGAGGUACGGUACAUGCAUCAAAUCAAUGCGAUAAUAAGUGCACUCAUUGAUUGACUGACUGAUGUAUGGAGUGAGUGAUUGCGGUUGCGCGCAAAGGCCAAAGGUCACUCACUCACGCACAUGGCAUGGCAUGGCAUGGCACUGCAAUCACAGCAUCAAUCAACAGACCGAC